CCCUUCUCAUUACAGAGAUGCACAUCACCUAAUAUGCUUAAUUGAUAGUAGGCUUUCGAGCCUAUACAGCUAUUUGCCUAAUAAUUCUGCACUCCCUGUACAGUGCAUUGCAGUUUGGGCGCUGCAUAGUUGUCUUACCCUCACCCCAACUGGUCGUAGUCAAUUGUUCCUCCUCCCUGAACCUGGUUCUGCAGCAGAUGUCUUCCUGUUAAAAGGGAGUUUUUUUUUCUUCCCACUGUCACAGAGUGCUUACUUAUAGGGAGUUGACUGAUUGUUGGGGUUUUUGUGUUAUACAAAUAACAUUGAAUUACUGCAUACCAGUCGGGGUGUCCAUGCUUAUCCCUGGCCAUGUGGACAAUGGGUAUGUGAAGAUCGUAUCAACUACCUAGUAUUGUUGUAGACCAUGAACACCCAUUCAUGGAAAUGGUAUUCUCUGAUGUGUGUAGUUUCUCAAUCAUCCAGGCAUGUUAGUUUAAGGAGUUUGGAAAGAAAGUAACUGGACCUCUUUACCUUUUGUGAAGAAACCUUAAGAAGCCUGUGGCCUCUCUGUGUGGGGUAAUGUGCCCCACCAAAAGCAAAAAUGCUUGCAGGGAGCACAGCAAGAAUUUUGAGGUGUUGACUUGCACUCCGAAUCCCCCAGAUAUAAGUCCAGUCGAGCAUCUGUGGGAUGUGUCGGACAAACAAGUCCAUACCACAGUACACCUUCAGGGGUCUGGAGUCCAUCCCUUGAACAGUCAGGGCUGUUUUUGCAGCAAAAGGGUAGCCAACACAAUAUUAGGCAGAUGGUCAUAGUUUUAUGCUUGGUCAGUUUGUGUACAUAUGUAUAUUAUAAAUUUAUAUAUUGUGUUAGUGCUGGUGAGGUGAUAAAUAUUAAUUGUAGAUCCAGAUUCUUCAGUUUUUUCACUUGACAGUGUUGUUACAGAAAAAAUAUUUUUCUGUGGGUACUUGGCUUUUUUUAUAGCCAAGAUUUUAUUAUUUUAUUGUCUAAUAAAGAGUCUUUAAUCUCUUUAAAGAAAAUUAAAAGCUUGACAGUUACAAGACCAAAAACAAUGUGCCUUUAUGGAUUUGAGGUCACCUUAUGUUGUAAUACUUUUCAUAAAAAAUAAGCUUCCAUAUGGACCUCUUCUGUUGAUUUAUUUAUCCUGAUUUAUUUAGUUCUGUUCCUUAUUGUUGUGGGUUCUUUAUUCUUAAAAUUUAAAUAAAAAUUUCUGUAAAACGUGACAAUUUUUUUCUGAAGUGUCAUUUCUAAAAUAUGAAGCUUUGGUUGCGCCUGUCAUUAUUUUAUAUGUAUUUUGAAACUGAGGUUUUGAUUAUUUGAGGAAACAUGCUUCUGUGUGUAUUACUGUUCCUGAGCUGCUCUGGCUGCAGAGCGUUGCUGCUUCAUUGAAGAUAUUUGUGUAGAGUAGCUGCAGAUUGACAGUUCAUACAGCAUAAAAAUACACUGCUCAGAUAUUAAAGGAACACUUUUUAAUCAGAGUAUAGCAUCAAAUCAGUUAAACCUCUGGGGUAUUUAUCUGGUUAGUUAAGUAGUAGAAGGGGUUGCUAAUUAGUUUCAGCUGCUUUGGUGUUAAUGAAAUUAACAACAUCUAGAAGGGCAACAAUGACACAACCCCUGAAACAGGAAUAGUUUUACAAAAGGAGCCACUGACAUUUUUCCCCUCCUCAUCUUUUCUAGAGUUUUGCAUUUGCCAGUGUCACUACUGGUAGCACGAGCGGAUACUUGGACCAUACAGAGUUUCCACAGGUAGCCUGAGUCCUCCUGGAUGGCACAUCAAUAUGUGCAAUUACCAGAAGCUUUGCUGUGUUUGCCAAACGCAUUCUCAAGAGCAUGGAGGAGGUUCUGGGAGACAGGCACUGUAGGAGAGCUGAGUAUGGCAUAGAAGGUCCUUAUUCCAUCAGCAGUACUGAUAUCUGCUCCUUUGUGCAAGGAGGAACAGGAUGAUACAAAAUAACCUAAAUCAGGCCACUGGUGUGAAUGUCAGUGAGCAAAUGAUCACAGACUUAAUUAUAUAUUUAUGCGGUCAGUUUUAGCGACAUAACAAUAUAAAAGAUGGAUGUAGCCACCAUGAGGAUUUGGCAGGUAGGGGAAAUUAUAGUUCUAGUGCAAAGGUGCAUGGGGAAAUUACUUACAAAUAAGUCACCUAAUAUUUUUUAUUGUGAGUUUUUAGUAUUUAAAGCUAGAGGGGGGAAAAAAGAAACUAGUUUGUGAAACUAUGCUAAGAACACACACCUUCAAUCAAAGAUGUCCAACCUUUCCUUCAUCCUGGAGAGCAACUGUGGAUCACACCCACAUCCUCUGCAGGGACUGUUGUCGAUUAAGCACUUACACCAUGCACAUGAGAAAUGUAACUCCAGCGCUAAAUAACAUAAGAGCUUCAGGCAAAGAGAGAAAAAGCAGUGUUACAUGUUGUGGCUCCUGUGAGCAAACUGACUCACUGUGUCACACACAGAUAUUUAAACCUCUCUUUAUUGAUGAUGUAUAAGCUGCUGAAGGCUCAGUGAAGUUUUUUUUACAUCUUUUUCUGCUAAGUUAACUGAAGUCUGAUGAUGCACAGCACACGAGGGCGCCGUCAUCAUGCUAACAAGGAUGUAGAGGAGGUUAAAGCACCUCAGCUGAGCUUGUCCACAUAUUUUUAGGAUGAUACAACUCUUUGUCACAGCACACUGUGUCCCAUCAAAGUAAUUUAGUUUGAAGCUGCAUCACAUUCCUUCAGCUUCAGCACAGAGUGUUAAAAACAGAACAAACAGCAGGUUCAAAGCACCAGCACGGUCUUUGUUUUUUUCAGUAAUGUGUGUCAAUUUUCUGCCAUCGCUGCUAGGCAACAGGACCAGCGCGACGUAAGAGAUAUAAAAACGCUGAGUGCGGCCUUCACGGCCUGAAAGGAUGCAGCUGCUGAGGUGGGACAAAAGCUUUGUGCAGUUCAAGGACUCUGAUGGAUGGUGUUUUAUGCGCGGUAGACGGUUAGCUUGAAGAGCCUGUUUUGGUGGUAUGAGAGAAAUAUUUCAGUUGUCCGAGCAGCACUGCCUUUAAUUCAGUGUCCGAGCGAUUAACUGCUGAAAAAAUCUGCUCAGAGGCUAAAAACACGAUCGUACAGUAUGAAGAGGAGAUCAGCCUCAUACGCGGACUGCCAGCUAUCAGCCGAAGACUCGGGAUAAAGUCACAGAUAACAGACCUCUAAUAGCAGCAUGAAGGGUAAGGAGGAGGAAGGUCUGGAUGACCAGCAGGUCUGGAUCCAGCAGGAAAACUCCAGUCUGGACCAGGAGGACCCAGAGGCCCCACGGAUAAAAGAGGAACAGGAAGAAAUCUCCACCAAUCAGGGAGAGGGAGAGCAGCUUAAACUGAAGGAGGAGGCCGAAAGUGAGGAUGAACAACUCAAACUCAGUGAUGAUAUGUGGAAACCUGAAAUAAACUUACACAGCACAGAUUUUCCAUAUCAACAUGUCUGUAAGGAUGAAGAGGAUUUCACAGACCAGCAGAUGGAUAACAAGGAGAAGAGCCACAUUAUGAACCAGGAGGAUCCAGGGACUCUGCAGAUUAAAGAAGAACACGAGGAACUCUACACCAGCAAGGAGGGAGAGCAGCUCGUAUUGAAGCAGGAGACUGAAACCUUUCUUGUAACUCUUGGUUAUGAUGGAGGUGACCACAGUGAUUCAGAGCCACACAGUGAUCAGCUCCUUUCUCACAGCUCUCCUGAACCAGAGAGUCAAGAUCAGGAAAAAAGUAAGCACAUCAACUCAGAAUCAACUCGAUAUGUGGAGCUGAAUAAGAAGACAUAUGACACGAAUAACAGUAACAGAGUGGAAAAUUCUCCAUUGUCAGAGACUCAGUGUAAAUCUGAAAUAAGUAAAAAGUCUGCAAAAUGUGAGAUUUGUGGAAAAACCUUUCAUGAUAAAUCCAACCUAACGAGACAUCUGAGAUCACACACAGGUGAGAAACCUUAUUCUUGUACCACCUGCGGGAAAGGAUUCAGUAGGAAAUCAGGAUUGGAGACUCACGUAAGAAUCCACACAGAUGAGAAGCCAUAUUGUUGUAACACUUGUGGAAAAAGAUGUAGUCAGAUGAUACAUUUGAAAAAUCACAUUAGAAUCCACACAGGUGAGAAACCAUAUUCUUGUAAUACCUGCGGAAAAAGUUUCAGUCAGCUAAUUAACCUUAAAACUCACAUGAGAAUUCACACAGGUGAGAAGCCAUAUUCUUGUACCAUCUGUGGAAAAGAGUUUUGUGCUUUGUCAGCAUUCAACAGACAUAUGCGAAUUCACACAGAUGAUAAGCCACAUUGUUGUAGCACCUGUGGGAAAAGAUUUAGAGACCAAUCGACAUUCAAAAAACACAUGACAAUUCAUACAGGUGAUAAGCCUUAUUCUUGCAUCACCUGUGGAAAAAGAUUUGGUCAUAAACCAACAAUGGAAAGACAUCAGAGAAGUCACACAGGUGAGAAACUACAUUCUUGUAGUACCUGUGGAAAAGGAUUCAGUCAGAUGAUAAACUUGAAAAUUCAUAUGAGAAUUCACACAGGUGAGAAGCCACAUUGUUGUAGCACCUGUGGGAAAAGAUUCAUUCAGAUGAUACACUUGAAAAGACACAUGAGAUUUCACACAAGUUGAAAAUUUCACAUAAAAUCUGGAAUAGCUGUUAGUUGUAAAAGUGGGUUUAUGACAGGGCCAAUACAGGCAAGCAGGCAAAUUACUCAAAAGGUUGAUUCUGUUCAUCUGGACGUAGCGUUUUCAGUGGAAGAAACCAUCUGUCACUCAUCACUACUCAUCAGAGAGUAAAAUGAGAAUUUUUAAAAAUGAGGAUGAGAGGAGAUAUUUAUCUCAUAUUUGGAAAGUUCUUCUGCAGUGGGAAUUAUUAUUAUUAUUAUUAUUAUUAUUAUUAUUAUUAUUAUUAUUAAUAAUAAUAAUAAUAAUAAUAAUAAUAAUAAUAACAAUAAUAAUAAUGUGUCUGAAUAGCAUAUAUAAUAAGAUAUGAUAUAAAAUCCUGGAAAGGUAUAUGCCUGGACACGGGAGAGAAGAGUCUGCCUGUUAGUUGAAACCAGGAUUCUGAAGGAACGAUGCGGAUUUCUUCCUGAUCGUGGAAAAGUGGAUUGGCUCUUGAUUUUCUUGAAGAUAUUUAAAGAUGUGUGGAAGUUUACCAACCAGUCUUGUGGAGUUGAAGGAGACAUUUUCACAUUUUCCCUUGGAACCCUGUUUUGGAUGGAAAAGACUGAGAAUAUAUUUAAAAAAUAUAUCACCAUCCUGUCCACUACCCCACGUUUUUCCCAACUAUUGUUAGAACAUUCCUUGAAAAAGUUGUAGUGUGUUAGUGCUUAAGUCUGUGAAUCUCUUGUGUGAAAUUAAAUAUCCUUAUGCAUUAUCUUGCUUCUGGCUCUGUCCUUAGUCCUCUUCGGAAACUGAUUAUCUCAUCGUUAGCCUUACUGGUAUUGAGUUGUAAAAUUUAGACAAAGUUUCCUUUUUAAAGAAUCAAUGUUUUGUUGGAGACAAACAGAGGCAGAACUAAACUUAACAAAAAGCGAGCCUUUUAUUGUGACUGAUUACAAGCAUAAACCAAACAAGAAAACCAACUAGACAAGAAACUAAUCAUAAAGCCUAAAGUGGGAAAAUUAACACAUGAAAACCUGGAACACUUGGAAAUACCUUGAAAACACAGGAACACGAAAGAGGAUUAACUGGUGGUCUGACAAAAGGCUGAGGAAGACGGAGACAAUGUAUACACUAAAGGGUGAUGAGGAAAGUGGAAACACAAAGGAUGAAGUGAAGAUUGAGGAUGAAACGCAAAGGGGAGGAACGUGGGAGGGCGAGGGAGCCAGAAACAUGGAGAGAGACACAAAUACGAAAACAAACAUGAGACAGAGGGAAUAAACAUAGACAUGACAUGGGAAACAUACAUAGAGGACAUGACAGAAUCUCACAAGAGACACAAGGAUGAGACAAAGACAAGACAACAGAAGUAGAAAUACAAAAAACUCAGACAUAAAAGAUUUGGACUCAAGACCAAACUGUAUAAACUUGAACUUAAAACAUCUUCAUAAAGCUGAAUACUGAAUACAAAAUAAGACUCAAAUACUGAGUCAAAGACCUAGUACCCCGAUAGUUCGUAAUUUUCAUGGGCAGAUAAAUCAAAUUUCAAGAGCAGAGAUGCUACCCUAAGCACACAAUUUAGCCAAGAACCUGUUAAAGAUUAUUACAGAAGUUGUGAUCAGCUUGACCAUAGAAAGAAAAAACAUAUUCUGACAUGUUUCAUGUUUCUCUUCCUUCGUGAACAUAAAGAUGAAGUUAGAAAAUUCUUUCAUUGCUUCAAUUCAAAAAUGAAGAAGGUUUUUGUGGCAGUAAAUGUGUUUGCUUUAUGAAAAACAUAGUUUUAUUUAAUUGUGAAUCAUUGGUUAAAUUUAGAAGUUUGGGACUCGAAUCUGUGUUUAAGUGAAACAUGAUAUUUUUUAAUGUUCUUUGUCAUAUGCCUCAAAUGUAAAACACUUGGGGUUAUCUCAGAUUUUAAAUGUGCUAUAUUGUAGCAGUUUUGGUGAAGAAGUGAAGAAGACUGGACUCCAAGCUGCUCCUGCUUAUCACUGCUAUGCUGAAGCAUAGACUUGACCCAAUAAAUGAACCCCAUUUUAUUUUAAUCUUUACUUGGUCUUAGACUGUUAGACCACUGACACCACUAAGGCUGCAGCUGUAAGGAUGAAAACUAAAACUAUCUUUCUUCUUUUGCAAAACUCAGCUCUUCUGCUGCUAGUAUACAGUAUGUAUACCAAUGUUUGUGAUUGGUUAGAUGGUGCCAAUGCCACCACUCUCAUGUGAACAUGCAGUGGAAACCCUGGUUUAACUUAGUGAUUUGAUAACCAGCUUCAUGUGAGCACAUAUCCUCGUGGAAAAAGGGGACGUGAAUCCAGAUAACAGACAGAUAUCCUGGGUACAUUGAACUUGGAAGUAUUUUAGGAUUUUCGUAAACUGGAAACUCUUUUCUCUUAUCUUUCCCAUGGUCCCUUAAUGCAGGAUCAUUGUUACAGACUGUGACUGCUGUGAACAAACUGACAGAAAAAUAUUUAAAUGUUUGCUUACUGAUGGUCGUCCAGAGUGUGAGCACAGGUUCUGCUUACUGAAAACCCAUAAUGACUGUUUGCUUUUUUUUGUUGUUGUUGUUAUGUUGAUGUCUCCAGAGUGACUCUCCUCAUGUGAUAGUUUGUGUAACUACUGUUGUUUUUAAAGCAUAUUUUUCAUGUCUGCUGACCUACAGUUUAUGACUUGUGUCUCUUAUCUUAUUUGUCACUGUGCUGGAACAACGACACUGCAGAGGAUUAAAAAACGGUUGUUUUAUGAGUUUUAACUCUGCUGCUCCUCGUCCUGGAAUGUGGUAAAGCCUGAAAACACUCCCUCUGCUUUCUGCUCUCUCACAGCUGAUCCCUUCCCUUCACACACCUGACAAAAAUGAGAUCAAAUGAUGAGAAGGAAACAAAAUCAAAUGAAAGAGUGAACAAGAAACAAACAGCAUAGGUCAGAGUAUAGAAACUGUUAAAACCAUAAAGAAGUGAAAAUACUGCAUAUAUUAAACUCAGUGACUCUGGCAGAUAAUUACCUGAAAAUUGGUACAUUCGCUGACUGACAUUGGAUGACUUUGAAAAACAUGGAACCAUCAACAACUGCCAAUAAAACAUUUCACAUAAACUUAAUGUAGAAAAAUAAGGCAAAGGCGAGGAACAAACUUUAACUCCCAAGAGCUGAUCCUUAUCUCAGAAUAUUUAAAAAACCUGGUCGCCUUCAUUCCUCUUUCUCGUCACAGAAAGAAGAAUGAAAAUUUUAACGCAAUUAAACCAUUUGGAGUGCAGAAUGACUCAAGAUCCCUGAAAUGUCUCUGUCAACGCAUUUUGGGCAGUUUGUCCAAAGUUUGUCCAUUCUGCGCUCUAGAUGGGUUGAUUGCAUUAAAAUUUGUAAUCUCAUUAAUCGUGAUGAGGGUGUUAAUGUUGACAGCCCUAGUUUGUUGGUUUGUUUUUAUUUUGUUUUAUUUUGCGAGCAAGUUAUUAGAUCCCGCUCCAGCCAGCCAGAGAAUCCUCUGCCGUCCCCCCUUUAACGCGUUGAAGUUUACAACCCUACAACAAACACAAAAACUGAAGACAUUAUGAUAUAGACUUAUAAUUUGCACCGAUCUGCUUUCUGAAUUCUAUCACACACAUAUAAGCGAAAAGUGAGCGCGAGGGCCCUCAGUGAGCCUGCAGGGCACCAAGCAGGCAA
Molecule: messenger RNA, 8223 nt
Organism: Haplochromis burtoni (Burton's mouthbrooder)
Lineage: Eukaryota; Metazoa; Chordata; Actinopteri; Cichliformes; Cichlidae
Product: zinc finger protein 501
Exons: 3
Coding region: 3187-4605 (472 amino acids)
Biological process (GO): regulation of transcription by RNA polymerase II
Molecular function (GO): DNA-binding transcription factor activity, RNA polymerase II-specific; RNA polymerase II cis-regulatory region sequence-specific DNA binding
Source: RefSeq, a predicted model, not a curated record